Molecule: messenger RNA, 1645 nt
Organism: Rhizopus microsporus ATCC 52813
Lineage: Eukaryota; Fungi; Mucoromycota; Mucoromycetes; Mucorales; Rhizopodaceae
Product: RhoGAP-domain-containing protein
Exons: 9
Coding region: 48-1622 (524 amino acids)
Biological process (GO): regulation of GTPase activity; signal transduction
Cellular component (GO): cytoplasm
Source: RefSeq, a predicted model, not a curated record
CCUUUUCUCUCUCUCUCUCUCUCACUCUUUUAAUAAAAUCCUCAAUUAUGCUUGCAGCAAAUGGGUCUCAAGAGAGAAUAUUAGACAACAAUAAAGAUGGAGAGACUGUUAUUUCAACCUUGACCAAUCUUGAAGGAGGAUUUCAGUGUCUAUUAGACAAAGUGAAAAGUGACACACAGGCAGCAAAGGAUGUCACUUUAUUUUUGAAAAAGAGAGCAGCUAUUGAAGAAGAGUAUGGAAAACAAAUGAUAAAACUUGCUCAGUCCAUGUCAGAAUCAUUUGAUAAAGGACAUCUCAACUUAAGAUCUUUUGGAACAUCAUGGUUAUCGUUUCUUAAAGUGCAUGAAAAGAUUGGAGAACAACGAAUGAAGUUUGCAAGUGAUAUUGUAGAAGUGGCAGACGAUGUGCAGAUUAUGUGUAAGGAUACUGAAAAGGGCAGAAAACAGAUCAAAGAACUAGGGUUACGCCAUGAAAAGAAUAGGGUCGAUGCAGAGAUUACCCUUGAAAAAAGUAAGCAAAAGUAUGAGCAAUUGAGUGAGGAUUGGGAAAAGGCAAUCUUGAACAGAAACCAGAAUGAGACAGAUCAUAACCCAAAAAAGACAGGGCUAUUCAAAAACAAUAAGACUCCUGCACAGUUAAAAAAACAAGAAGAUGAAUCUUGUGCAAAAGCAAAUCAAGCAUACACAGUCUAUAAAAAUCAAUUACAGUCGACGAAUGCAACUCGCCAAGAAUUCUUUCAGUCUCAGCUUCCUUCCAACAUCCUUGCUCUCAAAGGCUUGGAUGAUGAAUGCUGUACUGCUAUUCGUUAUCAACUAGCACGUUAUGCCUACAUAUAUGAGGAAGCUCUCGUCUUGGAUGGAUUGGCUUUAGACAACGAUGAAGGAAACGGACUAAGAUCGCUGACAGAAAAGAUUGAUCAUAGUGUUGAUACUGAGGAACUAGUCAAAGAGUUUAGUAGAAAGGCACAACCGUUAAACAAGGAGGAUAUUCAAUAUAAAGAGUAUGUUAUGUCUCCUCUGGCAAUGAAUAUACUAAAACCAAAUCCUGUCUUUGGAGUAUCACUGAUCAAGCUGAUGGAAAGAGACAAGAGAGAAAUCCCACUUAUAGUGACUAAAUGUGUAGAAGCAAUAGAAGAGUACGGUUUAAAAAGCGUUGGAUUGUAUCGAUUGUCUGGUACAAACACGCAUAUUCAACGUCUCAAAAAUGAGUUUGAUUUCAAUUGUGAAGAGGUGGAUUUGUCUUCGGAAGAGAAUAGAAAUGAUAUAAAUAAUAUAACCAGCUUACUGAAGCUGUGGUUUAGGGAAUUACCAGAUCCAGUAUUCCCAAGGUCAUCUUAUCAACAUUUUAUGAAUGCUGCAAAAAUUGAGAAUGAACGUAUGCGAGUGUUGGGAUUACAUACAAUCAUUAAUGAUUUACCAGACGCACAUUAUGCGACAUUAAAAUACAUUAUGCGACAUUUAGACAAGGUUCAACAGUAUCAAGAGUAUAAUAAGAUGACUACGAGCAAUAUAGCUACCAUCUUGGGUAUGUCACUGAUGGGAGGUGAUGAAAAUCAUAUUGUCAUUGUCCAGACUGUGCUGGAAAACUAUCGUCUUAUCUUUGAGCCUGAUGAAGAGCAAUAAAUCGGAUGAUUAUGUUUCCUGAU